AAGAGGAAUGAAAACACUAGACGUGAAAUGAAGUGGAAUGAUAAAGCUUCUACUGGUGCUACAAUUGAGGAGGGAUUUUUCCUCCGUCUCAAGUGACAAAGACAGCAUUUUCUGUGAACUUAGUGAAUGUGGUUCUUUAUUCUAAUCUAUCCGAUUGGAAGAUUUCUCAAAGGUUUCUCAAGUUUUUAUGGCAUUUGGACCCUGAAAAGAAAAAAAAAGACAGCAAAUGUUCACGACAAUAGACUGUUUUUUUUAGCUUAUCCCUAAAUAAGACGUAGUGUUUUUUCAUGUAAGGCUGCCAACAUAUUGUUUAUUAACCCAUUUCAAGUGGCUUCACUUUAUAUAAGUUUAUGUUUUUAUGUGUUUGUUAAACAGCCAAAGAAAGUCUAGGAGAGAGAAAAAAAUUGUAUCAACUCAGAGGAAGUUAUACUUUCACAACACCUAUGGGUUAAGCAACCUGUGCAUGCCAAGAAUGCAUACUUGGAACUCAACCUUCAGCCUGCGUGGGCUAUUCUGAAGAAGCCGCCUUUCAGAUGUGAACACACCUCCACCUCUCUACUGGCUCCAGCCAGUAGAGCUCUUCUGCUUAUGAAAAGAGAAGAUGAUGGGGUUGUUUUUUGUUCAGGAAGACGUUCGGGUCGAUGAUUGGCUGGAACGGCUGCAUUGUUUGGACGACAAUAUAAAGCUCCUCGGAAGCGUGAGCAGGAAAACGUCCUGAACGGAAGCAUCAGAAAACAAAAUGUUGACGCAAAGAAGGAAAACCGUGGAAUUAGUUCUCAUCUCAGCAGGGAUGAGUUUGCUUCUCGUCAUCACAUCGGGACAAUGUGCGAUGCUGAGCGAAGACCCUCAGAUCAAUACAACCCCGCCUGUUGUGAACUCAACCCUGAAUACACAUCUAGAUAACAGCAGCACCGUGGCACUUGAGGUCCACAGCUCACACAGACUGUGCGACAGUAAGGAUGAGGGGUUCUGUGGAAACGGGGGUCAGUGCAUCUACCCCCAGGACAACCACAAGCCGGCAUGCAUCUGCAAACCGUCAUUCACAGGACCCCGCUGCCUGUACCCCAUGGAGAGUCACUCUGGGCACGAGGUUGAAAAAGUGAUUGCCAUCGUUUGUGGGGUCACCAUGAUCAUCUUCAUCCUGAUGAUUAUCAUCUACUGCUGUGUCCGUAAGAGUUGUGCAAAAUCAGGAUUACUUCUAAAAUCUGCACCAGAGUCUUUGAUUUGACCCCCAACGCUCCACUUCAGCAUCGUCAUCAGCGCACAAUCCUCCCGGAAAACUCAAAAGGACUCCCUUUGAGAAAAUAGUAUUUAUAUUGACUUUAUGUUUUAAAAAGUCAAAGUAAAAAAAUCUGAGAAAUGGCAGACUA
Molecule: messenger RNA, 1370 nt
Organism: Oryzias latipes (Japanese medaka)
Lineage: Eukaryota; Metazoa; Chordata; Actinopteri; Beloniformes; Adrianichthyidae
Gene: epgn
Product: epithelial mitogen homolog (mouse)
Biological process (GO): positive regulation of cell population proliferation; positive regulation of mitotic nuclear division; epidermal growth factor receptor signaling pathway
Molecular function (GO): epidermal growth factor receptor binding; growth factor activity
Source: RefSeq, a predicted model, not a curated record